Molecule: messenger RNA, 349 nt
Organism: Paramecium octaurelia
Lineage: Eukaryota; Ciliophora; Oligohymenophorea; Peniculida; Parameciidae
Source: the annotation of a GenBank genome assembly
AUGGAGAUGCAAAAGGUCUAAUAGCGCGAAACAGAUUUAAUCUAAAAUAGUCUGAGUUCUCGUAUCAGGUAAUAACAUAAAUAGAUUUGAGAUAAAGUUCUGAUAAAGAGUAAGGAGUGCUAAAAUUAUGUUCUAAGUAAAGUAAAAAUUAUUAUUACAUGAUAUAGGUAGAGGGUCGAAAUAUUAAAAUAGGAUGAUUGAAAAUAAAGUUCUGAAUGUGAAAAAUAUUUGCAAAAAGAAAUUCUUAGAAUUUAGAGCACGCAGCAUAGAUUCCAAUAAAUUAAGAAGGGCAAAUCCUUAACUUUCUCAGCCUUACAUAAUAAGAAAAUAUUGCGAAAAGGCAAUGUGA